AUGUCCGACCCGAAAUUGCCCCACGACGCGACCUUUGAUCGUACCAUCACCAAUGACCGUGCUAGCGUGACCGCCUCCGCCAACGGAGGGGGCUAUCGUGGAGGCGAGGGAUUCAGGCGUGUCGUGACUCCCGGCGGAUCGCCCGAGGAUAAUUCUCAGCCCGCUUUCCCAGUAUUCCACCGAAAGUUUGGUAACCCUGCCCCCCUUGGUCUUCUCAGUUUCGCUGCGACCACAUUCUUGCUUUCUCUGCUGAACAUUGGCACCCGAGGCAUCACUGUGCACAACGUCAUUCUCGGUAUGGCUAUGGGCUACGGCGGUCUUUCCCAGAUCAUUGUCGGUAUCGAAGAGUGGGCUUGUGGUAACACCUUUGGUGCCACUGCGUUUUGCUCUUACGGUGGUUUCUGGAUCUCCUUCGGCAUCCUUUACAUUCCUCAGUUCGCGGUUCUCGAGUCUUACACGGACCCCACUAUGCUUGACGAUGCCUUGGGUCUCUACCUCGUCACCUGGGCUCUCGUCACCGUGGUCUUUGUCCUUGCAUCUCUCCGAUCGUCCAUCGCUCUUAUCUCUGUCUUUGUCUGCCUCGACAUCACUUUCUGGUUGCUGGCUGCUGGCUAUCUCGCGCCAAGCACCAAGUGUACCACCGCUGGAGGUGCUUUCGGUAUUAUGACUGCCGCCGCGGCUGCCUACACCGCUCUGGCCGGCAUGCUUACCAAAGACACGAGCUACUUCCUUCUUCCUAUUGGCGACCUCAGUCGUUAA
This is a messenger RNA of Cryptococcus wingfieldii CBS 7118, 759 nucleotides long. Its product is annotated as membrane protein. Gene Ontology annotation, cellular component: plasma membrane. Lineage: Eukaryota; Fungi; Basidiomycota; Tremellomycetes; Tremellales; Cryptococcaceae. The record is from RefSeq and is a predicted model, not a curated record. The transcript has 8 exons. Gene Ontology annotation, molecular function: acetate transmembrane transporter activity. Bases 1 to 759 code for a protein of 252 amino acids.